UCCUACCUGCUAUUUUAAGAAGGGAAGCUAAGAAGAAGAAGCAAAGGAAUAGUGGUGAUGGGUAGAGUUAGAAAUUGGUGGAGCCAUUCAAAAACUGUUGCUUUAAUCUGGUUUUCCUCUCUUGCUUUGUUUUACUUUCUCUUCCAAAUGGCUCUCCACAAUUCAACUUCUCCUCCUCGUUUAGAUUCUUUCGUGUCAUAUAGAAUUAGAAGAUCAACAUUGUAUGAUAAAAUGGAAAGGAGUUUGGAGGAACAUGGAGCAGCUUUUCUAAAACAUGGUGAAACUUCGCAGUCACUGACACUUUCAGAUCUCUUUACUUUGAAAGAUGGAUAUGUUACACCUGUGCUUAAGGCUGCAGAUCCUCCUGUACGAGCCAACAUUCUGUAUAUGAGCACAAAAUACGCAGAGCCCAUCUCAGAGGCUGUAAAACAAGUGUUUGAUCCAUACUUUGACAAAGCUAUCUGGUUUCAGAACUCUAGUUUGUACCAUUUCAGUAUGUUCCACGCCUCGCAUCAUAUUGAACCUGUUCCUGCCUCUGAAGUUGAGAUUGAAGCCGAAGUAGCUGUUGUUAAAGCCGUUGUGGAGGGGCUAUGCCCUUUAGAAAUUGUCUUAGACAGGGUAGUUUUAACUUCGACUGGUGUGCUCCUUGGUUGCUGGCAGGUAAUUUCUGGAACAGAUCCUGCAGAAAUUCGUGCUAAAUUGAGAACGGCACUUCCAAAAGCUCCAGAGAAGCAACUUUAUGAUGCUGCUAUUCUUCACACAUCUUUUGCCAGGCUUCUGAGUCACCCUAAAGCUUCACUCAUGGACACCGAUAAUACUUCAAACCUGAUUGAACUGUUGCGUAAGCUGGUCUCUCAACUCAACAAUAAAAUCCGCGGAUUUAAGGCGACGGUGUCGGAACUGUGGUAUGUAGAGGAAUAUGAUGUGUUGGCCCUUGCCUUAAACGGAAAUAUGAAGGUGCGUAGGUUCCACAUGGGUUGCACAAGAGGCUGAACUUCCAAAUUCAGAUGCUAUUUUGAGCAUAUUUCAACUCCCCUUAAUUAUAACCCCACUUCUCCUGGAGGCUUUAGCUGAUAGCAGGCUUCAUUGUACAGUUCAUGGCUUUAUUCAAUAUUUUUAACUUGCAUAUCUUCUUAAUACUCAAUCUGGGAUGUUAUCAGUGA
This is a messenger RNA of Hibiscus syriacus, 1163 nucleotides long. RefSeq lists its product as uncharacterized. The record is from RefSeq and is a predicted model, not a curated record. The coding region runs from base 58 to 993 and encodes 311 amino acids. NCBI's taxonomy places the organism in Eukaryota, Viridiplantae, Streptophyta, Magnoliopsida, Malvales, Malvaceae. The transcript has 10 exons.